Penicillium malachiteum is the source of this 1056-nucleotide messenger RNA. RefSeq lists its product as uncharacterized. The transcript is spliced from 2 exons. NCBI's taxonomy places the organism in Eukaryota, Fungi, Ascomycota, Eurotiomycetes, Eurotiales, Aspergillaceae. Bases 1 to 1056 code for a protein of 351 amino acids. The record is from RefSeq and is a predicted model, not a curated record.
AUGCGGUUCCCUUGGUCCGCCCUCGGCUUAUUUGGUGCGAUCGCAUCGGCGAUCCCCCUCGCUGCCACUCACGAGAUUCACCUCGCCUAUCUUCCUACGGACGCUACCACAGAACCCAGUUCCCAAGAAAGCUCAUACCUGUCCAUCAGCUGGUCCAUGCAAGAUGGCUCAUUGUACGCCAACAACGAUCGCGUCUUCCCACCAUCCAAGUCAAUGCACGUGAAAGCGCCACGCUUCGAAGGCACACACAUCGAAGAACAAGUCCACCUUUACUACUCGUUAGAUGCGCGACCCUUAUCGAGUCAUGAAGUGGGGGCCCCGAAUAGUCUUGUGCGGGUCCGCGUGGAAUUGCUUAAUCGACAAGGCGACCCUGUUACCCCUAACAUUGUGGUACUCGAUUUGCUGGAUCACCCCGAUGGCAGUUUGCGCAUUGCCAAAAUUCGAAUUGAGCCUGGAAAAUCCAGUCAGGGAACCCCGGAAAGUGAAAAGUGGCACAUGAAGUUCUGGCAGUCUGAAGUGGGGAAUCUCUUGAAACACACUGGCACCGACCACAAACAAAACAACAAGCACUCGUCUACAGUGAACAACUCGGAAUCAAAGUCGGAACAGAAUUCCGAUUCCACUUCUAUUUCGAAAACUCAGGCAACAGCUGAAUCUGCUGAUACCGAGCCGUCUCAAUCUACCGGUCUUGCUGCGAAACCUUCUCCUGACUCCACUAUUGGAUAUAUAUUCUCGCCGUACUUCGCUCCCGCUUCGUAUUCCCACCGCUCACAUCGUCGCCCACACGGCCGGAAGAAUGAUCAUAGUUUCCUGCGAUUGAUCAGCCCGGUCAUUCUACCCGCUUUUCUGGGUGCCGUGGCUGGGUUGGUCGCUUGCUUGCUAGGUUUCGUUAUUGGCCAUCUGGUGAUGUCUGUUGCUUUCCGUUUAGGCCUUUGCCAAAAGCGGGAUGAGCGCCACAACCUGGAUACAAAGGAUAUUCAGGUGGAAGAUGGAACUUACUCCGAGAAGACCGGUCUACUUCCAGAGAUCUUUGUGACGGAGGUUGAAGAAGUCUAA